Penicillium argentinense is the source of this 315-nucleotide messenger RNA. RefSeq lists its product as uncharacterized. The record is from RefSeq and is a predicted model, not a curated record. The coding region runs from base 1 to 315 and encodes 104 amino acids. The transcript has a single exon. Lineage: Eukaryota; Fungi; Ascomycota; Eurotiomycetes; Eurotiales; Aspergillaceae.
AUGGGGACUUCCUUCCGGCCGCAGACCUCUCGAGGCCCCGGUGCCUCCUCCGAGUGUUUGCUCGAGGCCCCCUUCGAGGCCUACGCCGACUCGCCCGAUAUCAGGCCCGAGGAUGACCCUCUCAUGGACGAUGCUGUUCCCCGCGAUCGGGUGGGGCCGUCAACAUGGCGCAGGCUGACGGCAUGGAAUCGGUUCACGCGCUCUGCCAACGCCCACGCCCUGCCCCUGCUAUCUGAAGAGCCGCACCGCAGAAAGUACUCGCGCUGCUGGGGCUGCUUCUCCCGCGGUCUUCUUAUCUUCUUCGUCAUGCUGUAA